Messenger RNA from Erinaceus europaeus (western European hedgehog), 2107 nucleotides. RefSeq names its product mitochondrial genome maintenance exonuclease 1 (gene MGME1). Gene Ontology annotation, biological process: mitochondrial DNA replication. The coding region runs from base 204 to 1229 and encodes 341 amino acids. Gene Ontology annotation, molecular function: single-stranded DNA exodeoxyribonuclease activity. The record is from RefSeq and is a predicted model, not a curated record. Gene Ontology annotation, cellular component: mitochondrion. NCBI's taxonomy places the organism in Eukaryota, Metazoa, Chordata, Mammalia, Eulipotyphla, Erinaceidae. The transcript has 5 exons.
AAUUUAUUACCCAGCCCGGAUCCAAGAUGGCGGACAGUGGUGACGUAUCCAAGAUCGCGUGAGAGUAAAGGAGCGCGAUUUGGAGGAGCGCACGCUUCUGCCGCAGGGCAUCGGCCCCAGGAUCGAAUAUGAUUGCAAAGCUUAAGACGGAGGCCCUCUAUGUUGCAAGAAGACUAGAAGGAGGUGACAAAAGAAUCUAAAAGAUGAAGGAAUUUAAGACCAUCUGCAGGCAGCUCAGAAGUUUAAAGGAGUUGUCUAUAAAACCAACCCCACAUGUGGGUUUCUCCACUUCCUCUUAUUACUAUGACCGGAAGAAAAAAGUGAACCCUUAUGAAGAAGUGGAUCAAGAAAAGUACUCUAAUACAGUCCGGUCUAUCUUGUCACUCAGAGGCCAUGGUCGGACUCCAGAUUCAUUGUUUGAGGAAGAUGCUUUACUCUAUGGACCUGUGAGUAAGUGCAAACCACCAAAGCAGGAUGAGGAAACAAUUGCAGGGAACCGGUUUCCUCUUUUCAAUCGGGAAAGAAUCCUGAAACCAAAUGCAGCAUGUUCUCCUGCAACCCCUUUGAAAAUCCCUUUGCAAAAGAAUAUACCAAGUGUGACCCGGGUCCUUCAGCAGACCAUGACACCAGAACAACUUUUCUACUUGGAGAGGUGGAAAAAGCGGAUGAUUAUGGAACUGGGCGAGGAUGGCUUUGCAGAAUAUACUUCAAACAUAUUUUUACAAGGAAAACAGUUCCAUGAAGCCGUAGAAACCAUACUUUCAUCCCAGGGAAACCUAGACUUCCGAGAGAGGAGUGAAAAUCUCAAAUCUGGCUACAUUGAGAGCAUUCAGCAUAUUCUGAAAGAUGUCAGUGGAGUACGAGCUCUCGAAAGCGCUGUUCAGCAUAAGACCUUAAAGUAUGUAGGUCUGAUGGACUGUGUGGCUGAAUAUCAAGGCAAGUUGUGUGUGAUUGAUUGGAAGACAUCAGAGAAACCAAAGCCUCUUAUCCGAAAUACAUUUGACAACCCCCUGCAAGUUGUGGCAUACAUUGGUGCCAUAAACCAUGAUCCUAACUAUAGCUUUGAGGUUCAGUGUGGUUUAAUUGUGGUGGCCUACAAAGAUGGAUCCCCUGCCCACCCUCAUUUCAUGGAUUCAGAGCUCUGUUCCCAGUACUGGACGAAGUGGCUUCUUCGAUUGGAAGAAUAUACAAAAAAGGAAAAGAACCAGAAUAUUCAGAAACCAGAUUAAGGAGCAAGAUACUUUGGGGGGGGCAAUUCAGCAUUUUCUUACAGUUUGGGGAGAUUUGUCAGUGUUUUCUGUGUUUACUAAGAAAUGGAAAUAGCACAGGAUCUGAUAGCUACAUUAGCACAAUCAGAAGUGUUAAUUUGUUGAAAAUUUAAAAACAACAACAACAGAAAAGAUUAGAUUUAAAAAGCUGGGUGUUAGCACAUGAAAGACCAGCUAUGCUGUCUCUGCUUCUCAUUUAUCUGCAGAGGACAGACAGGAUUGACACAGUGUUGGUGACUCUUGGACUUUCUUGUAGGCCUUUCUGUGUCCUGGGCAAGAUGCCCAGUCUUUGAACUCAGAUUGGGGCAGUGAGGCUUGAUAUGCCAAGCAUGUCCCCAGGCCAUAUCAGGUGGGAAGAGGCCAGCUAUCCCCAAUGUGUACAUGGAAGAACUCACAUCAGCCAACUAGUACUGCCAGUGUAGUGUCCUAAAACUUGUAUUAUACUGGGGUUCUCUGUAUAUUUAUUUGAGGGAAAAAAAUAAGUUUAACCUGAUUAGCAGUGCCCCUUGGCAUGCCAUUAACCCUCAGAAAUAGCCAGAGCCCAGUUUGAGAAUUCUAAUUGUGGCUUUAUUAUGGUUUGAGUCAGCAUAUCAAGUACAUGGAGAAAAUGUGGGCUAUUUUAGCUGUUGAGAAUAAGAAAGUUCAGUUGCUUUUUCUGUGUUUGAUAAUCCAUAAUCAGGUUCAUAAAGCAUAAAUAAACAUACCUAGGGAAGGAUUUGUUUCAUUUUGCAGUGAAUGAACACUUAGGUUAAUGUUUGUUUGCUGUCUUAAAGUAGUUAGGUGCUACAAUCACUUUUUUCUUAUAUUUGCUGCUAAUUAUAAGAAAUAAAACAUAAAAU